CCCUCUCCCUCUCUCUCUAAUCACAGACAGAAGAGUCGAUCCGUCACCGCAUUUUAGCCGGAAAAUUCCACCCUUGAGGAGAACAAUCCUUUGCCGGCGGCGGCUUUACGAAGAAAAGAACAAUGAGCGCUCUCUCUCUACCCAUCACCUGCCUCGACUCUGACAACCACUGCCACCCCAAUUCCGCCGCCGACCCUCCGCAAUUAGACGGCUACGACGACUACUGGGAUGGCGGCUACUCGAAGCCCUUUGUGGUGCUUGACUUUGUAUGGAACCUGGCCUUCGUGUUGGUCUCGGUGUUCGUGCUGUUGACUACAAUUCGCGAGAAACCCUCCACGCCCCUUAGGGUUUGGAUCGCCGGCUAUUCUUCGCUGUGCCUGCUUCAUGUGGGAUUUGUUUAUCAGAGGAUAAAUCACACUGUGUUUGGGUAUCAGCAAGACGGGCUUCUUUCGUCUCACAGUCAAAGCAGCACUGUGAAGAGGUUGGAGUCAAUGAAUGCAGUGAUUUCAUCGAUCUGGUGGGUGUUCGGGUUCUAUUGGAUUGUUAUGGGUGGCCAAGCACUUCUGCAGGAUUCUCCACGUCUUUACUGGUUGGCUGUGGUAUUCCUAGCAUUUGAUGUUUUCUUCGUGAUGUUCUGCAUCGUGAUUGCUUCUGUUGUCUUCUUCGCUCUGUUCUGUUGCUUGCCAGUUGUAGCAGCAGUUGCAUAUGCCAUGACAAUUACAGAAGGGGCAUCUGAAGAUGAUAUCAGGACUCUCCCAAAAUACAAGUAUCGCCAGGCUAACCCUUUGAUGUCAUCUGGAAAUAACAGGAAACAAGAACCUGUUGAAUUAAUUAUAGAAUCUGGAAGCUGUAACUCCAUGCCUGAACUUGCUCUUCAUCCAGAUGAUUCAGAGUGUUGCAUUUGCCUCCACCAGUAUGUAGAAGGCUCAGAGCUAUGUACCCUACCCUGCAAACACCAUUUUCACUGUGCAUGCAUCAGCAAAUGGCUUCGGAUAAAUGCAACCUGCCCCCUCUGCAAACUCGAUAUUCUCAGGGGCGAUUCGUUAGUCUGACAGAUGGACUUCCCAGCUGUUCGCGUUCACAGCUCAGCCUUCGGUAAACCUUUUCUGAAAGUGAGAUUGAUUGGGUCAUAAUAUCAUAGUGUUUAUAUUCCCUUGCCUUUCUCUUUUUCUUUGUGAAUAUACUUCAAUUGGGAAAAGUAAUUAGUUCUCUAUAAAUCAUUGGCAAAAAUCCCGGGUUUCCCUUGGUUAGUACGUAUUUAGCUGCAUAUCAUUGAAAGCCAUCUCUAGUUGGGGCUUUUACUCUUUUUUUUUUUUUUUUUACUUUUAGAAUUGUAGACUGAAGUUAGGGUUUGGAUGUAUAACAAGUUUUACACCUUCACCAUGAGAAAGAACUAGAGAAGGGCAGUGGCCUGGAAGUAUUCUGCAACUUUCAUUAUUAUCAUUGUCUGGAGAAUGCAGUUUGCAAAACCAUGUUCGUGA
Messenger RNA from Diospyros lotus (date-plum), 1481 nucleotides. Its product is annotated as E3 ubiquitin-protein ligase At1g12760-like. NCBI's taxonomy places the organism in Eukaryota, Viridiplantae, Streptophyta, Magnoliopsida, Ericales, Ebenaceae. The record is from RefSeq and is a predicted model, not a curated record. The transcript is spliced from 4 exons. Bases 123 to 1052 code for a protein of 309 amino acids.